Chaetomium fimeti is the source of this 1093-nucleotide messenger RNA. RefSeq lists its product as uncharacterized. The record is from RefSeq and is a predicted model, not a curated record. The transcript is spliced from 3 exons. Lineage: Eukaryota; Fungi; Ascomycota; Sordariomycetes; Sordariales; Chaetomiaceae. Gene Ontology annotation, molecular function: protein binding. Bases 41 to 1093 code for a protein of 350 amino acids.
GUUGCGAUCAGCAAGGUCAAUUACUCGACACUCUGAAGCCAUGGCCUGGCUCAAGCCAAUGCUGAAGCUGCAAUCAGCGUCCCGAGCACCGAGCAGGUUUGCACGGAGCGCUGCCCAACACCUGGGCAAGAAGUUCUCGCCUGUUUUUGAAAUCCGCAGCUCGCCGGGCAAGGGACUGGGAGUUUUUGCGACCAAGAACACACCUCGCAAUGCCGACAUCAUGCGUGAUCCGCUCGCUUUCCGAGCCUGGAAGGGCGAAGACAUAGUGGAGCGAUACCUGGGAUUCAUUAUGCUUCCAGUCACGACACGACAGAACAUACUGAAACUCUCGGUGGGUCAAACCGUCUUAGAUUAUCGUGCGAUAGUCGACGAGACCUACCCGAGGGACAACGACUACGACGUCUUCAAGCUGGACGAUAUCAACAACACAAACGCCUUCACCAUCGCCCAUGACACUGGCUUGGCCGGUGAGCUGUUUCUGAAUGCCUGCCGAAUCAACCACUCGUGUAUCCCGAACGCCGACCAGGUAGCCAACGAAGGCACCGGUGACCUGGUCAUGCGUGCCAACCGGGAUAUCAAUGCUGACGAAGAGGUCACAACUUCGUACAUCAUGCGCGCUGCGCCUCGCGAGAUCCGGCAGCGCGAGCUCUCCGAGCGCUGGGGUUUUACCUGCCAGUGUCCAGCGUGCGAUCCUGGUCACCCAUUCAGUCACUCUCACGAGCGGCGCCUUCACGCUCUUCUUCGAACCUACAAAGACUCCGCCUGCUAUUUGGACGAUGACGGCCGGUUGAAGAGUGCCGAGAAAUGGCCAUACGCGGCGCUCGAGCAAGUCGCAGGCAGUUUCAGGAGACGGACUGAGCUGCUCACCGAGCACCAUUCGCUACGGUCAUACACUCGCGAGGUAUACCUAGGAGCGUUCGAAGUUGCUAUCGCCAAGUAUAAGCUGAGGCGGGUUCGGUCCGACCUCGAGGAAGCCCUCAAGCUGUUGGAGUUGACCAUCCAAGCGGAAAGAGUGUAUUUUGAGGAGGCUAUUGCUCGGUCGCACGAGGAACUCUACGCCAGACUUGAGAGAGGCGACAUCUCGGGGGUAUGA